AUGUUUCGUCUUGGCCUCCAAAACCAGAUUGGUUGCGUCUGCCGUUCUGAACCAUGCUGGGCCGUGCGCUGCAUGGAGGCGUUUGACGGAGAGGCCUUGCAGGCCCUCGAGCUCCGCUGUCGGCAGCUCUGCAACGCGGUGGCGCAGGGCGAGGCCGCUGAAGGCUUCGCGAGAGCCCUGCAGCAGGGCCCAUCGAAAGGAGGCCAGGCGCCCGGGGUGCCGGUUGCACAUGGAGCGGGCGACUUCAAUGGCAAGGAGAACGUGGUGCCACACUCGGCGUGCAAGCCAAGUUCUUCAACUUGGAAGGAGGUGACAGAGUCCGUGGGGCCGUUGCAGAAGAGGAUCCUUGCAGAGAGGGGCAAGAAGCAAAGCCCUCCAUGGCUGAGUCCUUUGGAAGGACCUGAAGGGAUCCUGCGGCCGCUGCCUCCUCAAAAGGGCUCGGCAGAACAGCUGUUGAGCACCAUUUCCGUUGAGCGCGGCGGUCUGCAAGUCUUGGCCGAAUCCCCCGAGCAGCGAGCUCGAGCAGCGACGCAAGCACUCCAAAAGCCGGACUGGUCUUCGGAACAGGGGUCGGCGCUGGCUGCAAGCACGACAAGAACGACACCCGAGGCAUCGCAGCUGGAAGCCCUGGAGGCCCUUCAGGAAGCUCUGCGCCAGGAGUCCCAGCUUCUACAAGGCCUGGAGCAGUCGCGGGCGCAGAUCCGGAGUCAGGCGGAUGGGCGCCGUGAGGCGCUGGCACAGCUCGCCGAAGAGGAGGCCCAGCUCACGAAGCUGGUGGAGGCGCAGAGGCAGGAGCUCGCAGCAGCGCAGGCCGAGCGUGAGAAGCUGCGUGCAUCCCUCGAGGCAGAAGAGGCCCAUUGCUCCAAGUUGACGGGCCGCCUGCAGCUGAAGUCGCAGAUGGCCGGCCAACUCCGACAAUGCCUCACACAAAGGCCGGAGCCAGCUCGCGACAGCCCGGCCAUGUCCCGUCUGGAUGCCUCUGCCUGCGAGUCUGAGCUCAUCCAUCUCCUUGGGCAGUCGUUGAAGUGUCUAGAUGCAGGCGAUUCUUCGGGCGUUCCCUCUGAGCUGAGGGAUUUGUGUGCCAGGCUGCGCCUGUCUGCUGGCCGCUUCAGAGAGGAGUCUGCAGCUUGGCUGGGGGAGAUGCGGCAGCAGCUGGGUAUGUCCACCGAGCUUGAGAGGAAUCGGAGCACACCGAGUGCGCAAACGCUAAUUCUCACACUGGUGGACACCUUGAAAGGCCACCUGCAAAGCCUUCCCGGCGCAGCUCAAACGUACCCGGCCUCCGAUAUGCCUUCCAUACCAGAGCCAGCAAAGCCACCGAAGCUGAGCUCGUACAAAGCCGCCACAAAGCAGCCGCCUGCACCUACAGAAGUCUUCCCAGACACACCAAUGAGGGCAGUGGAGGAUUUCGGACUUGGUGAACGGCGAAGCGGAAGCAUCACAGACCAGACGGAGCAGUUGCUCCGGCAACAGGAGCAGGAACUGACCGCUUGCCUGGACAAGUUGCGAGGAGGACGUGACGCACAGCCCUUGCGGCUCUCAGACAACCAGUCCGACGCCGCGUACCCCGAAAGCUUGGCUUCAUCGCCCAACCUGGAGAUCUCUCAGAGCGCGCCUGCUCCCCAAACGGCAGAGGACCAAGGGAUGCCUGGCAUCGACGCGCGCGUGGACAAGCUAGAGCAGCUUUUGGCGUUCCGAGGAAGGUGUCAGGACAGCGACAGAGCAACGAAGCCACCUGUUCGAGUGCCCGAAGAUGUCCCACUCCGCUCACUCUGGAAGGAGGCGCAAGCACAAGCCGCAUGGCCGUGUGAAGAGCCGGGACACCCAGCUCCAGCCGCAACGGUCACAGGUGCCGUGGUUGAAGGACCGCGGCCUAUGGUGACGGUGGAUGACUCCCCGAAGCGGCGCAUGCUGGCCGAGGAAGUCGCGCAGACAGUCAAGGGGCGUAUCGAGGCCCUGUGCCGAGUGCCAAACCUUGUGGGCGAAGGCCACCGAAACCGACCGGAGAGAGCGGCAAAGACUUUGAAAACGGAGGAUCCCAGACCGGGCUUGGUGUCGCAGCCUUCCCAGGCAAGUGGCGUGAAGCAGAGUAUGAGGCAGCUGGAAGAGCGGCAAAGUCGCUUGGAUUCACUCUUGGAGGAAUUCCAAAGCAGCUCUCUGGAACUCGGCACCCCGCCCUCGAAGCGGCUGGACCGUUCCCACAGCAGUCCCGCAGAGGCCACCGCCGAGGACACCCCGAGCUCGUUGCUGAGGCGAGCUCGCAGCCGCCUCUCCGCUUUGCGGCAGGGUCUCUCCUGA
Symbiodinium natans is the source of this 2298-nucleotide messenger RNA. The record is from the annotation of a GenBank genome assembly. NCBI's taxonomy places the organism in Eukaryota, Dinophyceae, Suessiales, Symbiodiniaceae.